GUUUUAAUUAUGGAUAAAACGUAUGUAAUUGUUUCAUUUGAUGAUGGCGUUGAAGUAGUGCGAAAAGAUUGGGUCCUUUAUGACGAGAACCGAGAAAUAAUUUCAAGUUAUUUUCCAUCAAAUGUAACUGCUAUUCAACUUCGCAAACUAUUAUUGAAUUCAAAAAAUUCCACUACGUUUGAUAAGAAAGCAUGGUCUGAUAAAGAUGGAAACCCGUAUCUUGUACGCAAAGUACAUGGUUUUGACAAUAACCUCGAUAAAGCAAAUAAAAGGGUUGAUUUGCAAAUUAAAUUAUCCGAAAUUAGCAGUGACGACGAUACAAAUAUGGAGAAAUUGAAAAGAAGCAGACACUCCAGGUGUAUGAAGAAAGGAGAUGAUGAUGCUGCAGACGGCACGAAAAUUCAAAAGCUAAACCCUUUCACGGAUUUCAAAAAUUCACUGUUAAAACCAACUGUAAGUGGAUCAUCAGUUAGCUCAGGAUUAGAAAAACGCACUAAAACUGUCACAGAUGACAGUAACGAAGAGAAAUUGUCCGGUGAUGAUGCAAUUGAGCAAUCAAAAAUGCCAAAUCAAUUAGAUCGUUCAAACCGAUCUGGAAAGAAUGUUUUACAAACAUGUUUGGAUGAAUUUAAUUCUUUCAAUGAAUCGAGACAGAUCAACGCUCGUAAUAAUCUUUCCGAGAAUUUGGAUGCUUCUGGUACAUCUAAAUCACGAAGCAAGAAAACAGAUGCGAUUGACUCAAGACUGCUGUUAAAUUCAUUAAAUGAGUUAAAGAUGAUGAUAAAAGCUAUAUCUACCAAUGAAGAAGGAACUUCAAACAAUUGUGCAAAUUUUGAUUCCGAUGACAAUGACUUGUCAAUAUUUCCUGCAAAAACUAAAGAAGAAGUUGAGAAUAUUGAAAAUAAACUCAAGUCAUCAAAAACUUUUCUUCAAAAAGUGGUUUGUACCUCUUAUAAACACUGAUUCACUGCAUAAUUUUAAAUAUGAAUACAGAUAUUCAAUACAUAAUUUAUUUGUAAAAUAAUAAAUAUUUUUUUAAAUUGGAGCUGUUGCUAAGUUAGGAUUCAAUUGUAAUAUAUUUAUAACUGUACGAGGCAUGAUGAAUCAACUUUUAACUUAUGAUGUUGGACAAAACUAUAGCUUCACAGGAAGAUCAAAUAAAAAAGAAGCAUUUAACAAGUUAA
Messenger RNA from Leptopilina heterotoma, 1184 nucleotides. RefSeq lists its product as uncharacterized. The record is from RefSeq and is a predicted model, not a curated record. The coding region runs from base 10 to 963 and encodes 317 amino acids. NCBI's taxonomy places the organism in Eukaryota, Metazoa, Arthropoda, Insecta, Hymenoptera, Figitidae. The transcript has 5 exons.